Messenger RNA from Owenia fusiformis, 1914 nucleotides. Lineage: Eukaryota; Metazoa; Annelida; Polychaeta; Sabellida; Oweniidae. The record is from the annotation of a GenBank genome assembly.
GUUUCUGUUCUUUUUAUUAUUAUCAAGUACAAUGCCACCUCCAUCCUGUACAAACUGAUCUAUGGCUCUUGUAGGAUCAUAUUCCUUUAUAGGCUCACUGUUCAAUUUAAUCAGCAGAAGUCUGUUUAAAUUGGUGUUUGAUAAUCUUUAACUUUGAAAAGCCUCUCUCAACUCCAGAACUGCUCCCUGGUAUGGUCAGAACUAAAUCCAUAAGCGCAAAUACAUUCUGAUGUCCUGCAUAGUACAAUCUGUUGACUGUGUCCCAGGAUAAAUUGUGGACUUCCUUAGUGGUGCUGGAAAUAUGUAAAUCGGUAACACAAGAUGGCGAACGCGGUCGAUCACGGAGACGCUUUGUCUUGUUUUGCAAGGAUAGAUGCAAAUAUUGUAAGAGUCCUUACUACAGUGGAAGAUAGGGCUAAAGAUGACGUUAUUGACGAACUCCUGAUGGAUUUUGAAGCUGAUCAACUGGAAAGCUGUAGAGAUAUAUUGUUCGAAUCGUGCGAGACGAAAUUAUUGAAUGAAUGCAUUGAAAAAUAUGGACCUGAUUUAGGUGGGAAUAAACCUGUGCUGAAAAAGGUGACACGACGGGACGGGAAAUCAAAGCUGAAUUUAGUUGGAGACGAUAUCUACGGUAUGUACGUUUACGUAUCAGGUCUUUCAACAACGUUCCCAAGAAAUGUUGUCACAUCCAGAAGCGUUGUCCCAGAUGUGACAACGUCACAGAAUAUAUUGGAUAGUCAAAAACAAAGGCCAAUGGAUGCAAAGUUUCUCGACUUGCAAUCUAAACUUGAACUCUUACAUUCUGAAAUGACUGAUCUUAAGAAAGAGAUGAAGAGCAGGGACGCUAAGAUUGAAUAUUUAUGCAAAAAAGUACAGGAUUUGGAGACGGAUUCGAAAUCCAGGGCCGAUAAAAUUGCAUCAUGUGAAGCUGAACUGGACAGGCUAAACAAGGUCAUUGAUUGCUCCUACAUAACUAUAGACUCUAUCGAAUCUGAAAAUGGAGCCAAUUUACAAGUUACAAGCAGUCAAAAUCAAGGCCUAUCCUCGAAUCAAGGUGAUCCAGAAAAAGGCGCGAAAGUGAGUAGUGGUAAAAACUUGAGCGCCGAAUCAGAGACUCCUUCAUGUAAGCCUAACCAGGAUGUAAACAAUAACAACACAAAACAGGCAUGGCCGAACGGGAAAACUUCGCGGCUUCCUUUGGAAGCAAGUAGCAGUACAAACUCUUCGAGUGCGUCUUACGCGGAUGCUAUCAAAUCCCCGCCUGCAAAGGGAGAUAAUGACUGGAUUAUGCAUCAGAGUAGGAAAUCUAAAAGACGCACGGAACAAACACGGAGGACAAGUACGGAGUCGGAGCAAUGUUUUAAUUUUAAACGUACGGCUAAUGCUAGGAUUAACAGGAGCAGACUUUUUAUGGGCAUGAAACCCGUUAAAACGAUUCAAAUGUACAUUGGCAAUAUCUUUUACCCUCCUGAAUCAUCAUUCGCUGAAGUCAUGGCGUCCGUCAACGACCAUCUUAGGCAUAACAAAGUACGUGUAAUGAACUCAUAUAUCAUCCGUAAUCGGGUCAGUAGUGAUACUUUCGGCAUAAAAAUGACAAUACCCGAUACGCAGCGCGAUGUGAUGCUGAGCGAUUCCCUUUGGCCCGAAAACGUCACGUGCAGGGAGUGGUCACGCGAGCCUCCAACACGUACACGUCGUAACUACGGAUCAACGCCGCGUGGUGGAUUUUGGCGCGGAACAUCCUAUGAGAGGACAUACGACAGAAUCAAUGAUAAUGAAAAACACCGUGAAGAUGUUGACAUCGCCGGUUAUAGUACCGAUGACAGCGUUAACAACGCCGACAACGCCGACAAGGAUGAUAGGAUGUGGCCAGGCUAUACGUCAAAAAGAUGGUCUGAUUGGGACGAUUGCUAA